Messenger RNA from Megalobrama amblycephala (Wuchang bream), 2249 nucleotides. RefSeq names its product phosphoribosyl transferase domain containing 1a (gene prtfdc1a). NCBI's taxonomy places the organism in Eukaryota, Metazoa, Chordata, Actinopteri, Cypriniformes, Xenocyprididae. The record is from RefSeq and is a predicted model, not a curated record. Gene Ontology annotation, molecular function: hypoxanthine phosphoribosyltransferase activity; magnesium ion binding. Bases 247 to 924 code for a protein of 225 amino acids. The transcript has 9 exons. Gene Ontology annotation, biological process: purine ribonucleoside salvage; GMP salvage; IMP salvage.
AUGAGCAACAUGACUUGAGUUAAAUAUCUAAUGUGACUCAUGUGAAAGAACAAAACACCAUUCAUAAAUUAGAAAUAUUUUUAACAAAACUAUGUCGAUAUCCACGUCUAUCAAAAAGGAAUUGCCAUCUUUUGAUAAUGAAAACAUGUAAAACACAUCCCACUGUGUUCAGUCAUGUAAAGUGGGUGGGUGCACAAACAUCUCGUCCUCUCUCAGGAAGCAUCAGUUUAAUGCACUCUCGCACAUAUGACCACUGACAUGGCAGCUGACCAGAGAAAAGAACCAGGCGUUGUGAUUAAAGAUGGCUGGUCAGGUUACAGUUUGGAGCUGUUUAAUUAUCCUGAGCAUUACCAGGGUGAUCUGGAGUGUGUGUACAUCCCUCAUGGAGUCAUUAUGAACAGGAUUGAGUGUCUGGCCAGAGACAUCCUUGAAGACAUCGGACAUCAUGACUUGAUGGUUCUGUGUGUUCUGAAGGGAGGAUACAAGUUCUGUUCUGACCUGGUGGAGUCGAUCAAAGCUCAGAGUCGCAGCGCCAACAGAAGACUGACCACCAGGGUAGAGUUCAUCCGCUUCAAGAGCUAUCUGAAUGACCAGUCCACUGAAGAUCUGCACAUUAUUGGACCAGAUGACCUCUCCAUGCUGAAAGGAAAGAAUGUCUUGAUUGUGGAGGCAAUAGUGGACACAGGAAAGACAAUGAGAGCCCUUCUACAGCACGUGGAGACUUUCCAGCCCAAAAUGGUUAAAGUUGCAGGGCUGCUGGUGAAGAGGGUUCCUCACGGGGCGGCAGAGCUCCCUGACUAUGUUGGGUUUGUCAUUCCCAAUCGUUUUGUGGUGGGUUACGCUCUGGACUACAAUGAGUACUUCAGGGACCUCAAUCACAUCUGCGUCAUCAGUGAGACGGGGAAACAGAAAUAUAAAGUGUGACAAAACUGCUUUCAAGAGGAAUGGACAUUUAUAUUACCGUAACGGAUGAAAAACUCAUUCUGACACAAGAUUACUGUGUUCUCAAAUAAGAGAUUUGAUAUCUGUAACUGAUAUGCUGAAUUAUGUUUGAAAUAUUAUAUAAUGUGUUUUGCAUGUAUUGAGUAAAGUCACGUCGCAAUACUAAUGGGAUAUGAUGUGGAAAACAGACUGUAUCAGUUUAAGAGCCCAGCUGUUCAUUUUGUCCUCUUUAGAAGACAUUUGUUUGUGACCAUCCAUGCCAAUGAGGACAUCCUAUGCUUUUCCUAUGCAGGGUUGUAGGGAUGCAGGAGCUUAUCCCAGCCUCCCGACAUCAAAAAUAUGUUAAUAUAUAUAAAACAAAUCGGACAGUAUAGCAAUAUAAAAUUGAUAAAACAAUUUUAUUUCUGCACCUUUGCAAAAAUGCAAAAAUGUUACAGGUGAUAUAAAAAAAUCAAUUUUGCUGGCAUGUUUCGAACAUGAUUUAAUACUUUGCUAACAUGUUUUAGCAUGUUGCUGACAGAUAGAUAGAUAGAUAGAUAGAUAGAUAGUUUCUAACAUGUUUAUGUUUUAGCAUUUUUCUAGCAUGUUUUUAACAUGAUUUAACACUUUGCUAACAUGUUAACAUGUUUCUAACAUGUUUUAGCACAUUGCUAGCAUGUUUAGCAUUUUUCUAACAUGAUUUAACACUUUGCUAACAUGGUGCUUACAUAUUAACAUGUUUCUAACAUGUUUUAGCAUGUUGCAUUUUUUAUUAAUUUCAGACAGUACAACACAUGUAAUUGAGGUAAAAGAAGGCUUGAAGUCCAAAAGUAAGUGAAAAGUGUAAACAAGGGGGAAAAAUGGUUCAAGGAUUAAAAUGAAUUAAACACAUUAUGUAAACUGACCCCAACCCUUUUUUUUUUUUUUUUUUUCUUUUUUUUUUUGUGGUUGUUUAGCAGUUACACAAAUGAAAAGGUUGGAUAACACCAAUUUAAAGCAUACAGAUAUAUGCAAUGUAUUUGGCUCUAUUGCAAGGUUAAUCAUUUUCUUUAUUAGCUAAGCCUUUAAGCACUGUCACAAUCCCCCAAAAUCAUGCUGUCCAAUACACCCAAACUGUGAUAGAUAGAUAGAUAGAUAGAUACAUACAUACAUACAUACAUACUGUUGGGUUCCAGAAGGGGGAAAAAAUGUAUUUGCGCUAAAUAAAGAACAUCUGAACAGCCCUGAAUCAAGAUGAUUUAUUAAAAAUUUCUAUUGAAACUUUGGAUGGUGUAAUUUUCCCAGUGUCUGGCCUGGGGUUUGACCUCUUUGUCAGCAUACAGCCAGAC